This is a messenger RNA of Punica granatum (pomegranate), 1356 nucleotides long. Lineage: Eukaryota; Viridiplantae; Streptophyta; Magnoliopsida; Myrtales; Lythraceae. The record is from RefSeq and is a predicted model, not a curated record.
CUCAAGCUGAGCGGCACGACCCGGCGUUGCCUCUGCAGCCCAACUCUGACUUCAACCGAUAUCUCUCACAGCUCCAUUGGAGGAGAGAGAGAGAGAAAGAGAGAGAGAAGAGAGAGAGGAUGGGAUUCUUCACCUUCACCGUUGCCGGCGGAGGCUUCAUUCUGAUCGGGGCGGUCGAAUCCUUGACAGCAUCGAAUUCACCAUCAACCUCGUUAGCUGCCACUGAUCCCACGUUGACCCCAGACUCGUCUUCCCCUGUCGCCCCAUCAAAACCCAAGAUCGGCCAUGCCCCGAUGAGUUCGGCGUCCUUGUCUUUCUUCAUCGCCUCGGUUCUGUCAUCUCUGUUCAUCCUCGACUCCCUGAUCUCCUUCUUCGCCGCCCUCAACUCCCACGACGGGGUCGGCUUUGCCCUGCAGCUCCAGUCCUGCGCCGUCUCCGCCCUCUUCCUCCUCUACUCCGUGCUGGGUCUCUCGACUUACUGGGCGAAGUCGUUCCCUUUACCGUCGAAGCUGCUGAAUUCGAUACUCCUGUUCGCCUUCGCGGAGGAGUUCCUGCUGUUCUAUCUCCAGAGAAAGGACGCCAGCGGGAUCGAGAACAGGUACUUCGAUCUCAUGCUCGUGCCCAUCACUGCCUGCACAUUCUCUACAAUUCUCGAACUGAAAUCCCCAAAAGCCAAGAUUUUCGCGAGAUUGGGACGCGGGGUCGGGCUGAUCCUUCAGGGGACGUGGUUCCUGCAAAUGGGUGUGUCCUUCUUUACCGAUUUCGUUGCGCACGGGUGCUCGCUGCACGAGAAGAGCCGGGGUAAUUACACUAUCAGGUGUAAGGGGCACCCCGAGUACCACCGGGCCAGGGCAAUUGCGACGCUGCAGUUCAAUUGCCAUCUUGCUCUCCUCGUGGCUCUGACUGCCGGGGCCUAUUCCAUUUACGCACAGAGACAUGGCAUUCGAAGGGAAGACUUGAGGUACAGGCCUCUAGGAGAAGAUGUUCGGGAUUUUGGCGGUAAUGCCCAGUUUACUUUGGUAUCGGAUGAGGAUGAUGUCGAUAGUGAUGGGAUUAGAGAAGAGGAGAGCGUGGGAAAGAACAAGGAUGGUGGUGCAGGUGCUGGUGGGGCAGUGGAGAUGAGUGUAAAUGGGCAUGGUUCUCAUCAUUAAUUGAUACUUAUAGUGAGCUUACGGGGUUUUUGACCGAUUUUUGCAUCAGUUUAGUUUGUUGUUCUCGAGCAGAAUACCCGGGUUUAUUGUGUACAAAUGAAGUAUUGUAGCAUCCUUGAAUUGGGUUUUACUUUGUGGAAGAAAAGCAUCUGCUUUGUAGUUAUACAUUAUCAAUGGCUAUUGGAUUCGAUCAUUGUUUGCAUUA